This is a messenger RNA of Hylaeus volcanicus, 5985 nucleotides long. RefSeq names its product protein dispatched. Bases 730 to 4149 code for a protein of 1139 amino acids. The record is from RefSeq and is a predicted model, not a curated record. Gene Ontology annotation, cellular component: membrane. The transcript has 10 exons. NCBI's taxonomy places the organism in Eukaryota, Metazoa, Arthropoda, Insecta, Hymenoptera, Colletidae.
UUAAAAUUAAUACAGUAGGAUAGUGAUGCUUUUAAUCGAUUGAUCUAAUAUUGCAGUAUUAUUUUUUAUUGCAUAAUGCAUAGUAACAAAAUAUAAACACUUCAAAAUAUUAUUUGAUGAAAUAUGUACAUAAGUAUUUAGAGACAUACGAUAAAUAAAGACAUUGUUUUAAAUUCGUCGUGUAUUUUUACUCAAAAAGUGAAUAUAAAAUGCAAAUUUCUGGAAAUUUGUCUUACGCCACUGCAAGUUACGUAUAUGUGCUUCAUUACAUAUUCUUAGUUCCAUGGAUUGUUCCAUUUGUUACUGCCUGUUAUUGCCGAUGUAAACACGUGUAUGUCACCCCUUUAAGUGGGAGGUCCAAGUUGCUUUUAAAUUAAGAAAUUAUAUCGGGGCAUUUCUUAUAAAAAAAAUUAUACUCAUUUAUAAAGCAUUGCGCAAAAGUCUAUGUUCGAGUAGAGUGGCAAUAAAUUUAUGAUUUCUGUUACAUUUAUAUCUAAUAUACAAUUUGAUACGAGUAUACGAAGUGAUUAAACGAACAAAUUAUAAAUCCAAUGGAAACUAAUGCAAGAAAAGGGUACAACUGUACGAAGUAUUAAAUGAUGCUAUGACAACUUAUGACUUGGACCACAAUUGCGACGAUAUUGUUUUUAUAUUAUUUGGUCUACAUUACUAUAAUUUACGAGAAAGUAUGACCUAAGUUAAGAGAAAGAUAAAAUAUAAUUAUCAAAAAUGGAAGUGUGGUUGUUUUCUCGUGUAAUAGCUCAUCAUCCUUAUACCAUUCUAAUGGUCAUACUCAUAUUCUCUUCGACAUGUUUGAUUGUUCCUUUGGCUGUCAAAAAGUUCCCAGACUUCUCUGAUCCUCAGUUAGGCUUUCAAGCAAGAGGUACAAUGCUAGCACAACGGCUUAUUGCUUGGCAAAAUUUGAUGGAAACAAGUAAACCAAGAGGACAGCUCACUGACAAUCCUUUAGAAUAUUAUAAUUAUGUGCGCCAAUUAAAUCAACAGAAUUUACAGAAUCCUGUAAACAUACAAAAUCAUAGCUGGAUCAACCAGGGUAUUAUUAGGAAGAAACCUAAAAACAAGAAAAAAGGGGGGAAAAAAUAUCAAAAACAAGUAACUGAUAAAAGAUCAGAAACAGAUCAAAUUGAUGCUAAAAACAAAUGGGAAGAAUUGUUAGAGUUGAAAAACAAAAAUAAAUUAAAUGUGGUAAAGGACUAUAAAAGUCAAGACCAUAUUGACAAUGAGAAUUUCUUUUGUAAUUCACCAUCUUCUGCGUAUGCACGUGUCGUUAUUGGCAGAAACUCUGAAGAUACAAAUUUAUGGUCGAUGGAGGGUGUAUUAGCACAAUGUUAUAUCGAUGCAGAAUUACGAUCAAAUGCUCACUUUCCUUCUUUAUGUCAAAUGCAAACAGAACAUAAUGGUCAAGAACAAAAAUGUUGUAGGAGCUGGUCUCCAGCAAAUUACGUUGCAUUUUUAUCUAAUCGAAGUUCCUGUUUGGGUGUAACAGAAAAUGAUCUUAGUCGAGUAGAAACUCUUUUACAAAGAUGCAUUUAUUUUUAUCAAAACCUUCGCUUGACAUCAAACUGUGCAGAAGAUUUAAAUUGUCAAAGGCAUGUUCCAAGCGAAUGUUAUACACGUAAUGCAGCUUAUCAUUUGCUACAUUAUUUAUUAGAUAUUGAAUUUAUACCAGAUCAUAAGCAGCAAACUCAGCAACAUAACAAUCAAACCAAGUUUAAUUCAACAUUGAAAUAUGUCAUGAUAUUUCUGCCAAUUGCUGAGAGCUCUGCUACUUUAAAUUUUUAUAAAGAAUUAAACAAUGAUGGCUUAUCUUAUGGAAAAUUCUGUAUCAAAGGGAUGCAGUUAGGUUUAAAAAGUACAUUAUUUGAUCGAUUGUUGGUAUCAGACUCUGUUCUGUUACUUAUUGGUUUUGCAUUUGUAACAGUUUGCAUAUGGGCAUAUACUGGCUCUUUGUUAUUAACUGUUACAACAAUUAUUGCAGUAAUUUUCAGUCUUGGCAUUUCAUAUGCAUUGUACACUUUAGUUCUGCAUAUUCACUUCUUUCCGUUCAUGAAUCUGUUGGCAAUUGUCGUUGCUGUAGGAAUAGGAGCAGAUGACGUAUUUAUAUAUUGCAAAAUUUGGGAGAGGGGAAGAGAACAAAAAUUAUCUAACGAUGGAUUAGUAAGACUAGUGCAGGAGACAAUGAAACAUGCUGUUCCAUCUAUGUUUGUUACAUCUUUAACUACUGCAGUGGCCUUCUUUGCAUCGGUUGUUAGUAAUGUUACUGCUAUCAACUGUUUCAGCUUAUUUUCAGGAAUGACUGUUAUCGCGAAUUUCUUUUUGAUGAUUACUUGGUUGCCAGCAUGUGUAGUAUUAUCAGAAAAGUUCAACUUGAACGUUUUAUCACCUGCAAAUUAUGUAGUACGAAAAAUUAUUCGACCUGCACGACUAUUUGGACAUAAAAUAUCGCUAGGAUUUAAUAACUUCCUAACGAAAACAGUAAUUAAUUUCCGGUGGUAUUGGUUAUUAAGUUUGGGUAGCAUGGCAGCAGUUUGUUGUUUUACUGUUUUCCACUACCCAGGUUUACAAUUGCCAGAUACUGCUGAGUUCCAAUUAUUUGAUAGUUCUCAUACAUUUGAACAGUAUGAUUUGAUAUAUUCUCAAAAAUUCUGGUUUGAGAAACAUGAAACAAUAGAUAAUGGAGAUGUAUUACCAUUGAGAUUUGUAUGGGGCAUAAAACCAAUCGAUAAUGGUAACUAUCUUAAUCCUGAUUUAACAGGUACACCAGAAUGGGAUGAAUCUUUUGACGUAUCACAUCCAGACUCGCAAUUAUGGUUGGAACGAUUUUGCCAUAACUUGCGAGCUCAGCCUUUCUAUCGUGAUACCUUAGGACCUUUACUAUCCAAUUGUUUUAUCGAAUCAUUACGUAAUUGGAUGAAAAGACGUUGCGAAGAUCCCAUCAACUCGCACAUUAACUAUAUGCCAUGUUGUGAAAGCAGUACAUUUCCAUAUAAUUCUAGCGUAUUGCAACAAUGCGCAGCUGAAGCUAAUGCAGAAUUAUAUCGCACACCUUCGUACUUAUGGGCUCGUAAUGGCGUUACUGGUGGUCUAAAAUUUUUAAACGAAGCAAAUCUCACACAUGUACAAUUUUCAAAUGAGACUAAUUCAGUGAUAAGACCGAUGGCUAAAAUUAAAGUUUUAAUUGUUGAAUAUGACAGUGUAUAUAACUACAGUCUUUCCUUCUCGAGUAUGGAUCAAUUCUUUCAUCAGGUGGAAACUUGGAUGCAAGAUCAACUAAAAAAUGCACCAUUGGGUAUGCGAGGUGGUUGGUUUGUUAGUAAAUUAGAAUUUUAUGAAUUGCAGCGGACGUUAUAUGAAGGUACUCUUUGGGCAAUGGGAGUUUCAUUGAUCUUAGCCCUUACAGUAUUGGCCUUUGUGACACUUAAUCCUCUUAUUAGUCUAUAUGCAAUUAUAACAAUUGGAGCAGCAAUUAUAGUAACAGUUGCUGGUCUGAUACUAUUUGGUUGGAAGUUGAAUGUUUUAGAAAGUGUUGCCGUGUCAACAGCAAUAGGUUUAGCCAUAGAUUUUAGUUUACAUUAUGUAGUGAGCUAUAGAGCGUGCAAUUCUAAAGAGAGAAAAGAUAGAGUGAAAACGGCUCUCACACAAAUGGGUGGCCCAACUUUGAUGGCUUCUCUUACGAGUGGAGCUGCUGGAGCUCUCAUGUUACCGUCUUGUGUACUGGCAUAUAUCCAAAUUGGUAUAUUUUUAUUACUUGUAAUGGGCAUAAGUUGGUUAUAUGCUACAUUCUUUUUAUGUCCGAUGUUAGCGGUUAUCGGUCCUUCGGCUCAUUUUGCCCAGUUUCAGUAUCCAAGAUUAAAUGUAUUAUGGAAGUACCUUCGUAAAAAUAAGCCUAGAAAUGUGCCUGAAACAAGUACAGAUAAUAGUAGAAUUAGAAGAAAAGCUAAAGGAAGAGGAAUGUGGUCAGAAUCUACUUUAAGUACAUCUAGUACAGUAUGUCAAUUCCACUGUAAUGAAAUAGAAAUUUUUACAAGACCACCACCGUCGCCAUCGCUACCUCCAUCUCCAUCAUCAGCAUUACUUCAUUGUGUGAGGAUGGACGAGUGGGACACGAGGGAAAACACAAUUAAUUAGUUAAAGAGUUUUAUUAAACAGGACGUCCACAUGCUCCGUUUGAUUUCACACGACGCCGUUUCUUUCCGUUUUCAAAAACCUGACUAUGCAUUGUAGCGCUCAUCUAUUCCGCUACUUCUUUGUACAUACAUACAUAAAUACUUACAUGCAUAUGUCUUACAAUUGAGAUAUAUGGUCGUGAUAUUUUUGUUUUAUUAGAAGAUACUGUUGACAAAAGCUAUCCUGAUGUGACAUAUACUCCUCUAUAUUUUGAAUUGAUGAAGUUACUUAUUUGUGUGUAACUUGUGUCCUAUAUAGAACUAUGAUCGUGUGUAACUGAUGUGUUAUUGGCUGUGUUUAAAAUAGUCUUAAGAUAAUUAUUCGUAUAUCUGUGUAUUAUUAACAUUCAUUGGGCUUCCUGUAUCAGUUAGGCAUGUAAUAUGUACACUGUAUCCAUUGUGAUAUGAGUAAGACUUCAGAUGCCAAAUCGCUUAUUCUUUUAUAUCUUACAAUGGGUUUUAAUUGUCAUGUUUUAUGAACAGUACAAGCUACUCUUUAUGAUUAUAAAUGAAACUUUAAUGUGGCAACUAAACUGAUAAAGUAUUACAUUGUUAGACUUGCAUUUACAUAUCUAUGAAUGCAUUUUUACAUAUUUUUAGUAUAUAAUUCAUUUUAAAAAAUCUUUUGUAUUAUUUCAUGUAUUUAUGUUUUUUUUCUCAUAAAUUAAAAAACUGUUUAUGUAUCAUUUAUCGAUGAUAUUAAUUUUUGUAUACCAUAAGAUAUAAUACAAAUAAUCUUGUUCUUAAUUUUAUAUCUAGUUUAAUACAUUUCAUAGGUCAAUUUUCUAUAUUUCAAUAUUCGAACAAAGUAUUAUAAGUUUUUUAUAUAAUUUUGUAUUACAGUUUAAUGUUCAUAAUAUUGCUUUUAUUGAGAAUGUAUUAAUGUUACCACAGAUUCUCAAAUUUGUUAAACAAAAUACUUUACAGAAACUUAAAUUUUAAAAUAAAAUAUUACUGUUGCAUUAAAUAUACAGGGACGAAUGAAUUAAUUUUGCAUGAAAAAAGAAGGUAGUAUUAACUUUAUUAUUCCCUGGAUAAUGCUUUCAAGCUUCUAAAAUACAAGACGUGUGUAAUGUGUCUGUAAUUAAAUUUAAGAAUAAGUAAUGGACUAAGGUGUCACAUGUGUCAUGAUUUUGUUUAAAGAUGACUUAUGUUUGUAAAAUAUAUAAACAUACUAAAAGAAGACUGACAGACUUUUAUCAUUUUUAUUAGUGGAUGGUUCUAAGUAUAGGAGACAAUUUCGAUAAAAUAUUUCAUUCGCAAAUACUUGUUUACAAAAGUAUUCAUUUUUUGGCUUAAUUCAGAUGUAAUGGAGUAAGAAAUACUCAUGAAAUCGUAGAAUUUAUGAAAGAAUACUUUAAUAAACUGGCUAUUCAAUUGUAUUGCAAUAAUUUAAUGUCAUAAUCAAGAUGUGUAAUGGUUCCAAAUUUGUCAAUAAAACUAUAAAAUUAGAAAUUAUUACUUGUAAGGCUAAGUGAGAUUCAGCUUGGUCUCUAUAAAUAUUUUAUUAUUUAACUUUCCGUGUGGGGCUUGCCCUAAACUACUUCCGAGAACUUUAGUACUUACAAUGAGCUUUAUCGUUAUUGGUGGGUUUUUAUUAAUUGGUAGAAUAUACACGUGCUUUGGUAGGUUUUAUUAGGAGGUAAAAUACACACGUGCUUUCUAUCCAGUGCUAUGUGCAGCACCAAACAUACGAAUGAAGGAAGAUCCUUCCGGUCAGCGCCACAUGGAUCCAUAAAACAAAACGCAUUCACACAUUCGCCUAACGCGCUAACUUUGAGAUUAGAAUCCAACAAUU